Molecule: messenger RNA, 1457 nt
Organism: Telopea speciosissima
Lineage: Eukaryota; Viridiplantae; Streptophyta; Magnoliopsida; Proteales; Proteaceae
Product: dnaJ protein ERDJ3B-like
Exons: 10
Coding region: 143-1177 (344 amino acids)
Biological process (GO): protein folding
Source: RefSeq, a predicted model, not a curated record
CACCAAAUCGUGCGAGAACUCUACUUUCUACAUUUAUUGGCAAAUUUAUCUUCGUCGUCAGCAGUAAUCAGUAGAUCUGUGACUGAACCCUAGUAUUUCAGGGAGAGAUCUAAUCUCUCCAGAUAUCUGUACUUAAUACUCAAUGGCGCUUCAAAGAACGAGAUUGUUUCUGUUCGUUUGCGUUUUAUCUUAUGCGCUUUCUGUUCUUGGAGGGAAAAGCUAUUAUGAUAUUCUGCAAGUCCAAAAAAGCGCUUCGGAUGAACAGAUCAAACGAGCUUAUAGGAAGCUAGCGUUGAAGUAUCACCCUGAUAAGAACCAGGGAAAUGAGGAGGCUAAUAAGAGAUUUGCGGAGAUUAAUAAUGCAUAUGAAGUGCUGUCGGAUCGCGAGAAAAGGAGUAUCUACGAUAGGUAUGGCGAAGAGGGUCUGAAGCAGAACGCAGCCGGUGGCGGCAGGGGUGGAGGGAUGAACAUCCAGGAUAUCUUCAGCUCCUUCUUUGGUGGAGGUCCAGCAGAAGAAGAAGAAGAGAAAAUUGUCAAAGGUGAUGAUGUUAUUAUUGAACUGGAUGCAACAUUGGAAGAUCUGUACAUGGGAGGUUCACUGAAGGUAUGGAGGGAGAAAAAUGUUUUAAAACCAGCCCCUGGUAAGAGGCGAUGUAACUGCAGAAAUGAGGUCUAUCACAAGCAAAUUGGCCCGGGAAUGUUUCAGCAGAUGACAGAGCAGGUCUGUGAGCAAUGUCCAAAUCUGAAAUAUGAAAGAGAGGGGUACUUCAUCACCGUUGAUAUUGAAAAGGGGAUGCAAGAUGGGCAAGAGGUAGUGUUUUAUGAGGAUGGUGAGCCUAUAAUAGAUGGAGAAGCUGGAGAUCUCAAGUUCCGUAUUCGUACUGCACCACAUGAGCGAUUCAGAAGAGACGGCAAUGACCUGCAUACUACUGUUACCAUAGCACUGGUCCAAGCACUAGUUGGAUUUGAAAAGACCAUCAAACACCUGGAUGAACAUCUUGUAGACAUCAGUUCAAAGGGAAUUACGAAGCCCAAAGAAGUGAGAAAAUUCAAAGGUGAAGGGAUGCCAUUGCAUUUUAGUUCAAAAAAAGGGGAUUUAUAUGUUACAUUCGAGGUUUUGUUCCCUACUUCAUUAACGGAAGACCAGAAGACGAAGAUCAAGGCAAUUCUGAGUUAAUCUUAUAGUUCUUUCCGUUUUGAGUCCCAAGAUAUCCCGCAUUGUACAAUUAUGAUCGAGGUCAACCAGAAGCCAAAGGCAGCCGAAGGAUUUAGUCAAUGCUUUAAUCCUUGACACUGCCCUAUUCCCAUGAGGCAGAUUUUGCUCUGAUUUUGACCUUACAUGAAUAGUCUCCCCUCCCCCCCGCCCGCCCCAACCCUCCAAAUUAAUGUAAGAUUCUAACAGAAAAUAGUGUUGAAGAUAUUGAACUCUAAUUUUGUUGUGCAAUUGUUUCUUUUAC